Molecule: messenger RNA, 1482 nt
Organism: Penicillium expansum
Lineage: Eukaryota; Fungi; Ascomycota; Eurotiomycetes; Eurotiales; Aspergillaceae
Product: hydantoinase/dihydropyrimidinase family protein
Exons: 3
Coding region: 1-1482 (493 amino acids)
Cellular component (GO): cytoplasm
Molecular function (GO): hydrolase activity, acting on carbon-nitrogen (but not peptide) bonds
Source: RefSeq, a predicted model, not a curated record
AUGUCGUCCGUCGAGAACGAGUUUGAUUGUAUUGUAUUGAAUGGCACUGUUGUUACAGCUGCUGACAUUGGCCGAUAUGACAUUGGUAUCAAGGAUGGGAAAAUUCAUAUGCUUGCACCAGCUCUUUCUUUAGCAAACGUUCCUGCUUCACGUGUGAUCGACGCCGAGGGAGCAUAUGUUACGCCCGGGGGAGUGGACGCGCAUGUUCACCUUGCAGAACCGGAGCUAUUUGGCAAAGGUAAAAGCAUUGAUGAUUACACCACAGGAACUCGGUCUGCCAUAGCGGGUGGCACAACUACCGUGAUAGCAUUUGCUCCGCAGGAGAAGACAAACCCAUCACUACUAGGUGUGCUGGAUGAUGCCCACAAGAAGGCCGCUGGCAAUGCCUACUGUGACUACUCUUUGCAUAUCAUCGUCUCAAACCCAACACAACAGGCACUCGAUGAAUUCCCUGUUCUGCGAGAACGUGGCAUUUCGUCUGUGAAGAUCUACAUGACUUAUGAGUCCCUCCAAUUGCGGGAUAGGGAGAUCCUAGAUGUUCUUUUGCAAGCGCGGUUCUGUGGCAUCACUACAAUGGUCCAUGCCGAAAACGGGGACAUGCUGUCUUGGAUGACGGAGAAAUUGGAGGCGCAAGGGCUGAUUGCGCCGAAGUACCAUGCUACUUCUCGUCCACCUCUGCUAGAGAGUGAGGCCACAAACAGAGCUAUCUCUCUUGGCCAGCUCAUUGGGGCUCCAAUUCUGAUCGUCCAUGUAUCAUCUCAAGAGGCAGCCAGGUCCAUUAGAGAUGCACAGACACGCGGUCUCCCAGUCUAUGGAGAAACCUACCCACAAUAUCUAUUUCUGACCCGGAAGAGCCUCGACCAGGAUGGAUUCGAAGGGGCCAAGUGUGUCUGCUCGCCUCCCCCUCGUGAUGGGCCGGAAGAUUUGGAGGCUAUAUUGGGAGGGCUGAAGAAUGGAACAUUUACUAUCCUUUCUUCCGACCAUUGCCCAUUCCUGUAUGAUAAUGCAGAAUAUGGCAAGAAAUCUGCAAUCACCGAAGAUGCGCCGCUUGGACGUUUCCAGCACAUCCCCAAUGGAUGCCCAGGUGUGGAGACGCGACUAUCUUUGGUGUUCAGUGAGAACCGCCUCCGUCCAGAGCGGUUUGUUGAGCUGACGAGCACCAAUCCUGCUAAACUAUACGGGUUGUACCCGCGAAAGGGUGCUCUCAUUCCUGGUAUCUCUGAUGCUGAUUUGGUUAUUUGGUACCCGAAAUUGGACCCGUUCCCUAUCACCAACUCGUCGUUGCAUCACGCCGUUGAUUAUACCCCAUUUGAGGGUCAUGAAGUAUCCCAAUGGCCUCGGUAUACCAUUUCACGAGGGGAAGUGAUGUGGGAUCGGGAUAAUGGAGGUAUUGUUGGCAGCAAAGGCUUCGGUCAAUUUCAGAAUCGCACAGCUAGUGCCUUUUGUGAGGACCUAUCUCCUUGGGAUGUCUCGAAAUUUUAG